This is a messenger RNA of Leishmania braziliensis MHOM/BR/75/M2904, 711 nucleotides long. RefSeq lists its product as hypothetical. The coding region runs from base 1 to 711 and encodes 236 amino acids. Lineage: Eukaryota; Euglenozoa; Kinetoplastea; Trypanosomatida; Trypanosomatidae. The transcript has a single exon. The record is from RefSeq and is a predicted model, not a curated record.
AUGGAGCAGUACGAGUCCAUGGUAGAAUGCACAGAGUUUGUGCGAUCGAAUGUGCUGCUGCAAGGUAGUGGCUCCUCACCCUCAGCAAGUGCUUGCUACGAGAAUGCCAUGAAUUACUUUCAACAUGCUCGCGGCUCACACUACGUUGCUGCUUCACACUUGGUCGAGGUGGGGCUCUGGGAUGCUCUUCGCCGAGCUGAAGGCUCGGUUCUCCGAUUAGCUCAACUGAGUGAGGUCCGGCAGAGUAUGAAAGCAUACAACACUUGCACGACUUCCAACAGCUCUGGAGAUUUGUCAUCUCAACUUGCAUCUUUGGAGAAGUCGAUCGACAAGCUGCUCUCCGAGUUCCCUCAAAGUGUGGAUGAGUUGGUAGCCCCGACUCACAAUGAAUCUCUCUGCUCAGCAGCCGCAAGAUCGGCCUUGGCGGUGGUGCCGAGCUUUGUUUCGCUAAAUGCUUCGCUUCGCGUCAUCAACGAUAAGUUCUUCUCUCUCGAUAGCUUUUCGCGCGAUAUGCUCCCUUUGAUGCGCCAUGACGUUGAUGCUUCGCUUCAAUGCCUUCUUGUUGCGAGCCGCCUGGACACGCUUGAGCAAAAGCUGAGUACUAUUGAGGAGCUGGUUGCCGCGUUUGGUCGCUCUUCCGCGGCCAGCAAGGCAACCUUUGAGUGCAUCAGCAUCAAGCAUGGAGACACUAACCUCGCAACAGCCAUGUAA